Messenger RNA from Clunio marinus, 1206 nucleotides. Lineage: Eukaryota; Metazoa; Arthropoda; Insecta; Diptera; Chironomidae. The record is from the annotation of a GenBank genome assembly.
AUGUCUCGAUAUAGUUUAAAUUGGAAGUUUAUCGUGUUACUUGCGGGAUUAAUUAUAAUAUUGUGCUUCGUGUCGCAACAUAUUUUUUACACGUAUACUUUAGAUUCUUCAGUACUGAGGGCAAAAAUAUUAAAUAAAUACGUAUAUGAUCAGGAACAGAAUCACGUUAAAUAUAUUUUAUUUUGGACCUCUUUUUUUAAAAUUAAAAAUUGGGGAAUGGAAUCUGAAACCUACUAUCAAGAUUAUCUGGAAUCUAUUAAGUGUCCGGUUACAAAUUGUAUCUUUACGAAUAAUAAAAGAUUGUUAAAUGCAUCUCAUAAAUAUGAUACACUUAUUUUUCAUGGUGCUGAAGCAUGGUUGUCUCUCAACUUACCAGCUACAAGAACUGCAAACCAAAUUUAUAUUAUGGCGACACAAGAAUCUCCAGGAGAAAUCAAACAUUCUUUAAAUAAAGAUCACGACUUUUAUAACCUUACGAUGACAUAUCGCUUAGACUCUGAUGUUGUUUUUGCUUAUGGAAGUACAAUAGAUUUGUCAACAAAUUCUAAAAUUGCACCAGCUGAGCAUGUAAAUUGGAGGAAACCUAAUGAAGAUUUUUAUGAUGAAGAGGUGGAAAAUAUAACUCUAAAGAAAACAAAAACAGCUGCAUGGUUUGUUUCUCACUGUGAAGUUUUUUCUCAACGAGAAAAAUUGGUGAGCGAACUACAAAAGUUUAUUGAUGUUGAUAUUUAUGGAGGCUGUGGAAACCUUACAUGUCCCCAAAAUUCAGAUGCAUGCAUGAAUAUUCUGGAAGCCGACUAUAAGUUUUACUUCUCUUUUGAGAACACAUUGUGUGUCGACUAUGUCACUGAGAAAGUAUUUAAAGUUAUGAAUAGUUAUAUUAUUCCAGUCGUAUACUCAGGAGCUGAAAUGACAAGAUUUAUUCCACCGCAUUCGUUUGUUGAUGCAAAUGAUUUUGAGACUCCGAAAGAUUUAGCAGAUUAUCUUAAAUAUUUAUCAGAUAAUCCAAAAGAGUACAUAAAAUAUUUCUGGUGGAAAAAACAUUACCGUGUUAUCAAUGAAGGGGCAGUUGAUUUCUGCUCUCUUUGCAAGAAACUUCACGAGUUUGAUUCUCUUUCAAAAAGGCAAACUUAUGUUGACAUUCUUCGAUGGUACUUCAACGGGGCUUGUCAUAAACCUAAAAUUAAAUUUGAAUUAAAUUUAUAG